GCUGCUGCUGGGACGGGGCUUGGCCCACGGAAUCUGGCCGGCUUGCACCAUGGCGGAGAAGGGCAGGCUCAGCUUCCCCACGGGGCCCGGCGCCCUAAACACGCCUGUACCCAUGAACCUGUUCGCCACCUGGGAGAUCGAUGGCUCUAGUCCCAGUUGCGUCCCCAGGUUAUGCAGCCUGACCUUAAAAAAGCUGGUCGUUUUUAAGGAAUUGGAAAAAGAACUCAUCUCUGUUGUAAUUGCUGUCAAAAUGCAGGGCUCAAAACGAAUAUUGAGGUCUCAUGAAAUUGUGCUGCCUCCCAGUGGACAAGUGGAAACUGAUCUUGCACUAACAUUUUCAUUACAGUAUCCUCAUUUCUUGAAAAGAGAAGGCAACAAACUUCAGAUUAUGCUGCAGAGAAGGAAACGAUACAAAAACCGAACUAUUUUGGGCUACAAAACUUUGGCAGUGGGAUCCAUCAACAUGGCUGAGGUGAUGCAGCACCCAACUGAAGGAGGCCAGGUUCUGAACCUUUGUAGCAACAUCAAGGAAGUCACUACUAAAGUAGCUGAAAUAUGGAUCUUCUCUUUGUCUAGUCAACCAAUAGAUCAUGAUGACAGCACUAUUCAUUCUAGCCAGAAAAUCAAAUCCACAGAUAACUAUUCUGAAGAAGAAUAUGAGAGCUUUUCUUCAGAACAGGAAGCCAGUGAUGAUGCUGUCCAAGGACAGGAUUUGGACGAUGAUGAAUAUGAUGUGGGGAAACCAAAGAAACAGCGGAGAUCGAUAGUAAGAACGACAUCCAUAACCAGGCAACAAAACUUUAAACAGAAGGUGGUAGCAUUGUUGCGAAGGUUUAAAGUUUCUGAUGAGGUACUAGACUCAGAGCAAGAUCCAACAGAGCAUGUCCCCGAAGUUGAAGAAGAUUUGGACCUCCUGUAUGAUACCUUAGAUAUUGAGAAUCCAAGUGACAGUGGCCCUGAAAUGGAAGAUGAUGACAGUGUCCUUAGUACUCCUAAACCAAAAUUAAGGCCCUAUUUUGAAGGUUUAUCACACUCCAGUUCUCAAACAGAAAUUGGCAGCAUCCACAGUAUAAGCCAUAAGGAACCAUCAAGUCCACAGAUGGAGAAGCCUGAAAAGACAAGAAAGCAUCAAGGAGACAGUGUUUCUGAUUCUGUAUCUUAUAAUCUGCUUCCACAAGAAGCCAGUCAGCAAGAAGACAGCCAGGAAACUGAACUCUCUACUCUGGAUGUGUUCAUUGGGAAGCUUCCACCAAGUGGGAAGAUUACCAAGACAGAGUCUCUGAUUAUUCCUUCUACCAGGUCAGAGGGAAAGCAGACUGGUCGGCGGGGUAGAAGCACUUCACUAAAAGAAAGACAGCCUGUGAGGCCACAGAAUGAACGAGCUAACAGUCUGGAUAAUGAGCGUUCACCAGACACUAGGAAUCACUUGCAGAUCCCAAGAAAAACUGUGUAUGACCAAUUAAAUCACAUUUUAAUUUCUGAUGACCAGCUUCCUGAAAAUAUAAUACUUGUUAAUACUUCUGACUGGCAAGGACAGUUUCUUUCAGAUAUUUUACAAAAACACACCCUCCCAGUGGUUUGCACAUGUUCUUCAGCAGAUAUUCAAGCAGCUUUCAGUACUAUUGUCUCACGGAUCCAGCGAUAUUGUAACUGCAAUUCUCAGCCUCCAAAUCCAGUGAAGAUUGCUGUAGCAGGUGCUCAGAACUAUCUCAGUGCUGUAUUGAGGCUUUUUGUGGAACAGUUGUCUCAUAAAACCCCUGACUGGCUUGGUUAUAUGAGAUUCCUGAUUAUCCCAUUAGGUUCUCAUCCAGUGGCUAAAUAUCUUGGUUCUGUUGAUCAUCGGUAUAACAACUUCUUCCAGGAUUUGGCCUGGAGGGAUUUGUUCAGUAAACUUGAAACACAUACUGCUGUUCAAGAAACUCCAGAUAUUGUGUCCCGAAUAACACAGUACAUCGCAGGGGCUAACUGUUCCCAUCAGUUACCAAUUGCAGAAGCUAUGUUGACAUAUAAGCAGAAGAGGAAAAAGAACUUUCAUUUUGAUUUUACCUUAAGCCCUGAUGAAGAAUCUUCCCAAAAGUUCAUUCCCUUUGUUGGGGUGGUGAAGGUUGGAAUAGUAGAACAAUCCUCUGCAGCAUCAGGUGAUUCAGAUGAUGCAGCUCCCUCUAGUUCCAGUAUUCUUUCCUCUACCCCACCUUCAAUGUCUCCUGCUGGAAAGGAAGCAUCACCUACUCCUCCUUCUUCUCCGUCUGUGGCAAGCAGCUUUUCUUCCCCCAGUCAGAGUACUGGUGUUGAAUUAAUGGGACUGCAAGUAGAUUACUGGAUUGCUACUCAGCCCAUGGAAAAAAAGAAGGACACAGAAAAGAAAGAUCCUUCCACUGCCAAAAACACACUGAAAUGCACUUUCCGGUCUCUCCAAGUUAGCAGGCUUCCUAGCAGUGGUGAGACAAUAGUCACUCCAACCAUGUCCAUGACUGUUGUAACAAAGGAGAAAAACAAAAAAGUAAUGUUUUUGCCUAAGAAAACAAAGGACAAGGAAAUUGAGUCUAAGAGUCAAUGUAUUGAAGGAAUUAGUAGGUUGAUUUGUACUGCAAAGCAUCAGCAGAACAUGCUACGGGUUCUCAUUGAUGGAGUAGAAUGGAAUGACGUCAAAUUCUUUCAGUUGGCGGCACAGUGGUCUUCCCAUGUCAAGCAUUUCCCUAUAUGCAUCUUUGGACACUCUAAAUUCAAUUUCUAGAUUCCUGAAAGGUGAACAAGCAAGGAAUAAGUGAGGGAUGAUCAUUCUCACUGGAACUAUCAAGUGUUACCUGUUUGCUGACUGAAAGCCCAUUUUGCUUUCUAACCUGCAGAUGACUGACUGCUUUGCUGGAAUGUUUUCUGAAUUACUUUUUUUUUUAUUAAUAUUUCAGUUUACCACAAGGGACAUGCCCUUAAAAACACAAAGAAAGAACAGUCUUAAAUAUGAAUGUACUUAUAAGCUAGAAAUUAAUUGGAACAACUCCCAAGUUGGAGAGCAGAGUAACUGCACUGCUUAUUAAUGUUGAACAUGUUUGAAGAAAGAGCUUGGGGAAAGAGAAUAAGGACAAAACUAAAAUUUGGGAAUCUCAUUUAGGAUUUUUUUUUGUUUGGUGGGGAAAGGAAAACACUGAAGAAAAGAAAAAAAGAUAUGCAACUCGAGGUUUCCAAAUGGUACUUUUCUACCCAGAACUUGUGAAACAGGAAAUAUUUUCUUGCUCUCCACCAUCUUUUUCAUAGAGAAAAUGAGAUCUGAAGAUUUCUCAAGUAGCAAUAGUGUAAAAGGGUAAGUCACUUGCAUCAAGUUAUCGAUUCCAUCUGGCGUGCCCAAACUGGGGACUAUUCAGCUCACUACAUCUCAAAGCAGGUGGAAGGUAGAAGAGAAGGAAGCUUCCAGAUAAGACAUUGAGGAAGAAUUGCCCAGGGUGAUUCACAGUCAAGAUGGAAUCUGAUUUAGUGCUCCUACCUGGAGAAAAUUCUAAGGGCAAGAGACUCAAGGACAAUGCCACUGCGAAUUCAAACCACCCGUGUUCUUCCUGCUUCCAGGAAACUGCUGCCAGUGCUUGGUGGUCAGCAGGCUUGCUGCUAUCCUAUAGAGUUUUUCACCAACUCAUUCUUUUCAAUAAAACCUCCAGCCUCAUAAAGAAACAUAUUUUAGUAGCAAAUUUUUUUAAAAAUACUUUUUAACAUGUAUAUUUUAAUUUACUUAUUCCUCCCAAAAAAUGGGAUAAUGUUUUUGUUCUCCAAUGACUGAGCCAGGUGUGAUCUCUAGGUCAUUCUGCUGCAUCCCCAUUGUUGGAAUAGAACCAGCUAAAUUAACAUCCAAAUGCUACAAACAGCCUCAAAUACUACUUUCUUUAAAACUCACCAGUCAUGCAACUUUUCCUAUAGACCUCACCCCCUAUGUUUUGUUGAAAAACACCAUUAUUAUCUUGUGACUUUUGUUAGUUAAACAACAUAAAAUGUAUCAUAUACACUACCUAAAAUGGAUCUAUUCACCUCUAGAAAAGUGUUUUGCUAAAUUGUUUUCUCUCUUUCUCACUCUUUACACCCCAAUUCAUUUAGUCUCAGGCUACUGUCCUAGAUAUAGAAUAAUGGGGAUAAAGUUUAUUAUAGCCAGUACUGACUCAAAGGUGACUCACAGAACAGGCUCUCCUAGAAAAGUAAGAAACAUAUACCUUUAAUAUUUCUUUGAUUCCUGAGGCAUUCAUUUGCUCUGGGAAGCUUGUAUUCCUAUACCUUCCAUUAACACUUGGUGUCAUUUUCCUGGAAAAUGUCCUGUGCAUCUUCAGAAGUAACUGAUCUGUGUUUGGCUGUUGACACAUGAAUGCAUCAUCUGCACUUAGCAUGAUUGUUAGGGUAUUAGGUAAAAUCUCUGUUGGAUUGAACCAAAGAAGUAUACUAGUAUCAUCAAAGCAUACAAUCCUUUAGAAAAUACUAUAUGCUUUCUCUUGAUGAACAUACUUUAGAAGGUACAUAUGUCAAUUUUUAAAGUUAUAGAAUCAGUAUCUGGGGUUUCUUUGAGCUAGUAUUUAUGUUAUUAGUCUGUUCAAACCAUCGAUACAAAUUAUUGAGUUGCCCACACUUUUUUAUCUGCAGGAAAAAUGUAUUUAAGUAAAAGCUUUUUUUUCCCCUAAGCUUAACAGUCUUCUUGAUACUGAGAACUGUGUACUCUUAAAGCCUGCAAUAAAAUCUUACUAGAUGGCAGUGUAUAUACCUUCUAUACCAUUUUUUGGACAGUGAAGAUGUUAGCAGGACAAGAUUUUAAAUAUAAAUAUAAAUCUGUAACAUUCCAAAAGAUGCACUCCCAACCUCUCCAAGUAGUCUUUUCUAAGUCUUAUAAACAGUCAACAAUGUAAGGAACAAUUCUCUAUUUAAAAUAUAGCAGUAUCUUUGAAUUACCUUCCUCUAGAAGGUCUUAGCACCAUAAUUUUGGUCAACCCUAUGUAAA
This is a messenger RNA of Sarcophilus harrisii (Tasmanian devil), 4963 nucleotides long. It is a transcript of the gene PACS2, whose product is annotated as phosphofurin acidic cluster sorting protein 2. The transcript is spliced from 25 exons. The record is from RefSeq and is a predicted model, not a curated record. The coding region runs from base 50 to 2734 and encodes 894 amino acids. Gene Ontology annotation, molecular function: transmembrane transporter binding. Gene Ontology annotation, biological process: protein localization to plasma membrane. NCBI's taxonomy places the organism in Eukaryota, Metazoa, Chordata, Mammalia, Dasyuromorphia, Dasyuridae.